Myxocyprinus asiaticus (Chinese sucker) is the source of this 3105-nucleotide messenger RNA. Its product is annotated as glutathione hydrolase 1 proenzyme-like. Gene Ontology annotation, cellular component: plasma membrane. The coding region runs from base 127 to 1851 and encodes 574 amino acids. The record is from RefSeq and is a predicted model, not a curated record. Gene Ontology annotation, molecular function: glutathione gamma-glutamate hydrolase. Gene Ontology annotation, biological process: glutathione catabolic process; peptide modification; regulation of immune system process. NCBI's taxonomy places the organism in Eukaryota, Metazoa, Chordata, Actinopteri, Cypriniformes, Catostomidae. The transcript is spliced from 13 exons.
UGAUGGUCCUGAUAGUUAGACAUUUCAAGCCAGAUGUUCACAGCAUUGGUACAGUCAGAAAGGACUGCAGAAAGUAGGCUGCUUUAAUAGAAUACUCAACAAGAGGCCUAUACUGUAUACAGGAAAAUGGUGCAGAAGUCUACUGUUGUGGGUCUUCUCUUGCUGGUGCUGGCUGCAGUUGGCACGUUUGUGGCUGUUUUCUUUGGGGUGCGGGGCAAGACAUCCACAUUUAAACCAGAACCUGGUUACUUUAAGGCGGCGGUGGCUGCGGAUGCUGGGCCAUGCUCAGAAAUUGGCAGGGACAUUCUAAAGAGAGGUGGUUCUGCUGUAGAUUCUGCCAUCGCUGGUCUGCUGUGCGUGGGUUUGAUGAAUGCCCACAGCAUGGGCAUCGGAGGAGGGCUGUUUCUCACUAUUUAUGAUGCCAAAACAGGAAAAGUCGAAACCAUUGAUGCACGUGAGACGGCCCCAGCAAAAGCAACCAGAGACAUGUUUGGAAAUAGUACGGACCUGUCCCAGAAAGGUGGUUUGGCCAUCGCUGUUCCCGGGGAGAUACGGGGGUAUGAGGUGGCUCAUAAACGGCACGGCAAGCUGCUAUGGAAAGAGCUGUUUUUACCAAGUAUAAAACUGGCCCGGAAUGGCUUUCCUGUGGGCAGCGCUUUAGCCAGUGCAAUAAGAACAAACAGAGGAACCAUUACGAAUGACAAGGCGUUAUGUUCUGUAUUCUGUGAUUCCACUGGCAACAUCUUGCAAGAAAACGACACCAUCACUUUUACAAAACUGGCCGAUACUUAUGAGCUCAUAGCAGAGAAUGGGCCUGAAGCGUUCUACAGCGGACCGAUCGCUGAGAACCUCGUGAAGGACAUCAAAGCUGCAGAUGGGAUAAUAACUCUGGAGGAUCUACGAGAUUACAAGCCAGUGCUGGAUGAAACCCCCCCGACCUCUACUGUGGGUGAAUUCACAAUGGUGGCUCCCAAUGCACCAGCCAGUGGCCCAGUCCUCACGUUAAUACUCAACAUCCUAAGCGGUUUCAACUUCAGCCCAGACAGUGUCUCCACCACUGAAAAGAAAAUCCUCACCUAUCAUCGCAUAGUAGAGGCGUUCCGAUUUGCAUACGCCAAGAGGUCCGUUUUGGGGGAUCCAAGAUUUGUCAACAUCUCCGAUUUCAUCCAGAACAUCACCUCAAAGGACUACGCUGACAUGAUCCGCCACAAGAUAACAGAUAAUACGACUCAGCAAGAGAGCUACUACGAACCUGAGUUCUUCCUCCCGGAAAAUCACGGCACAUCACAUUUGUCAGUGGUGGCAGAGGAUGGUAGCGCGGUCGCUGCCACCAGCACCAUUAACCUAUAUUUUGGCUCCAAGUUCAUGUCAAAUUCAACAGGAAUUCUACUAAAUAAUGAGAUGGAUGAUUUCAGUUCGCCUUUGAUCACAAACAACUUUGGAGUUCCACCUUCUCCGAACAACUUUAUUGUACCAUAUAAAAGGCCCAUGUCUUCCAUGUGUCCUGCCAUCCUGCUGGACAAAAACAAAAAAGUUAAAAUGGUGGUUGGUGCGUCUGGUGGAACGAAGAUCACCACAGCAGUCGCACAGGUCAUCUUAAAUGCACUGUUCUUUGAAUAUGACCUGAAGAAGGCAGUAGUGGAUCCAAGAAUUCACAAUCAGCUCAGUCCAAACAUAACAGAGGGAGAGCCUGACUUUGACAGGGCCGUUUUGGAGGGUCUUGCCCAGAAGAACCAUGUUACAGAGGUAUUAAAGUCUACUGGUGCUGUGGUUCAGGCCGUGGUGCAGUACAAUGCUGGACUCAGCGCUGAGUCAGACCCUCGUAAGGGAGGCUAUGCAGCUGGCUACUGAUGUCUGACUCAGCGAUCCAAGUUUCCAUCCCAGCUGCAGGCAGUAGAGAUGCUAUAUUGAGACACCUAAGGACACUUCCCCUAAUGCUGCUCUAAAACAACCAAGUGCCUCUGUCAGAGAAUCGACAGGUGAAUCAGACCUGGCCAACAAAAUAUAUGUCUAUGAAUCCUUAUUUUUUACCUGAGGUUAAUAUUUGCACACUCCGCAUUCAGUGAAUAAGGAAUAAAACACUUUCAAACACUGGGUGAUAAAUAUGCAUAAAUUAUAUUAUUUAAAUGCAAAAAACGAAACAAAAACAUACAGUAUUCUUUAAAGUAAAGCGUGUCUUUUUUUAUGUUGAAAAUUUUCUCCUAUCCUAUCCCAAUUUUAUAAGCUUAGUAAGCCAUUCGAAGGUUGAUUUCCCAAAAUGUGUAAACACUGUGGCCCUGUGUCGCUAUGAAUACAUUGCUUUGUUUGUUUGAGCGUCAUUGACACAGUAACUCUGGCUCAACCAAUAGUAUGAGUUUGGGGCGGGACAAUCUGUGCGACCAAUUACACUUGGUACACAUCUUUGUCUUGUUUUCCUGUAAAAAAAUAUCUAGACAUCUUUAAAACGAGAUCAUUUACCUGAUAAACAAAAAUGCAUGUAUUAGAAUGUCUUGUCUUUUGUUUUUAAAAAUAUAAAAAUUAUGUUCAAGAUGUAUUCUUUGAAAACAAUCCUUAAAGGGAUAGUUCACCCAAAAAUGAAAAUUCUCUCAUCAUUUACUCACCUUCACGUCAUCCCAGAUGUGUAUGACUUUCUUUCUUCAGCAAAACACAAACAAAGAAUUUUCAGCUCUGGAGGUCCAUAUAAUGCAAGUGAAUUGUGACCAAAACUUUGAAGCUCCAAAAAACACAUAAAGGCAGCAUAAAAGUAAUCUAUAAGACUUCAGUGGUUUAAUCCAUGUCUUCUGAAGCGAUCCAGUCGAUUUUGUUUGAAAAGAGACCAAACUGUAACUACAUUUUUACUGUACAUCUUGCCCUUGCAGUUUAGGCAUGAUGAUGAUUUCAAGCUCGAUUACACUCCCUAGUGCUUGACGCAUGCGCAGAGUGCUAGGAAGUAGGAAUUUUAUUUGUGUGUGUUGUUUCUCUUUUGACUGCUGAUUAAACUAAUUUAUUGUGAUUUUAUUUUACAUCUGUACUGAUAAUUACAAACCAAGGAUGUAUAAAUAUUAAUAUUGCUAAAUAUGCUACUGUGUAAUUGUAUUUAUUAAAUAAAUGUGUUUGGCAUUUGAA